UUUAAACAACUGCAUUGAGAAAAAAAGUUGAGUAUAGAUGAACUAACGGUUCUUAUCAAUUUUAGAAAAAGAAAAUACUGCUUCAAUACAGUGGAGUAGAGCCUAUAUGUUAUUAGUUUUGAAAAAAAAAACCACUUAACCAGUAUCAAUUUUGAGGAACAAAAAAAGUUAUCAUCAUUUUUUCUAAAAAGUGUCACCAAUUAAAGCCUAAGAAUAUUCACUACCCCUUCCAUUUCAAAAUAAUUAAUGUUUAAAGUUUUUGCAAAACAAAUUAAAGAAUUACCAUCUUUUAUUCAGUUUACCUGUUUGGCAAAACACAAAUAGCAAUAAUUAUAGUUAAUCACUCAAUUAAAAAAUCAUUAAUAUAAAUGGUCACAAACACCAAAUAGCAUAUAAUUUUUGUAUAAAAAUUGAAAAUACCAUUUAAAUUGAAAUAAAAGAAAAUCCUAAAACAUCAUCUAUAAGAAAGGGAGUAAUAUAUGUUCAAAAAAAUUGACCAAACCAAUCCGUCGUGGGCUUUUUAGGUUAAAGCCCAAUUAAUCAGCUAAAAACAACCCCAGUCCUGAGUGGACUCUGAAUCUGACAAAACUUCAAACAAUUAUUUUAGUUCAAACAAUCAAUUCUCUAAGAUGCUGCAUAAGAGCGCAGUUGAGAAGUUCUUGGACUCCGAGAACCAACGACUCAGAUUACGUGUGGUACUUCUUUCUUUUAAGUGCUUUUUGCUUUGUGAAUUUGGAGAAUGAUAUGUUCUCGUAUAGUGUUUUGAAUCUGAUGCGUAGUGUCAAGGCUUCCAAGCAAAUCACAUGAUUAAACUCUUCAACAGCUGUUACCAAACAAACCAACACCAUUGUAGAACCAAAACCAAUCACUAAGCCUUCAAGACAAGCCACUUUUAUCUUCCACAAGACAUCUUCCUUUACCACCCGUUCAUCCUUGGUGGGAAAGUCAGUUUCUACUGCUGCUAAGUCUACAUCUUUAAAAAUACAUGACAUACCGGCUAGACCAGUCUCAGCUUCAAGAAGCAGAGGCUACAGUUCCGGUGACAGAUCAGCGGGACAGACAGUCCAAGAUUAGCAAUGAUGGUAAUCCUGUGUUGAUGGGGACACAAAUGGUGGAAAGAGUUGUGAACAUGAGGAAACUUCCACCUCCAAAACAAGUCGAUAACAUGAGCUCAGGCUUCGAGAGAACUCUCUCUAGGUCGUCUCUCGACAUGGCCUUGAGACACGUAGUACAGAUUCUAGUUCCUUUUAGUUGUAACUUCUUGUUGAUUUCUCAACAUAAGGCAUAGAAGUUCAGAGAAUCUGAGGGUAACAAGUAAUGCUCUAACAAACUCUAUGGAGAAGAACGAGUCAUCUUCUUGAUAACCAUAACAUAUACUAUGCUUUCCAAUUAAUGAAAUCUCUGUUAACUUUGCUGCAACACUUUUCUUUAGCACAAAUCCAUUAGUAAUCAUUAAAGAGUUGACAAAAAAAAUCAACUAAAUCAUUAAAUAGUUUGGCAACAAAAAUAAUCAGUAAGAAUCAUUAAAGAGUUUGGCAAAAUUAUUUAAUUAGAAUCACUAAUUAAUAAUUUGCUUAUUUAUAAGUUUAAGUGGCUUAGUUUUUUGAACAAUAUGGCAUUGAAAAGGCCGAAAAUAGCAUUUAUGAAAAAAAUGAAAAUGCACGUAAAACUAUGUACAUGUUUAUGCUGAUGAAUAAUUUUAUAGAUGUCUAAUAAUUGUAACAUUAUAAAACCAAUUUUUAGAAUUGUCUUACUACUAAAAAAUCUUCAACAUGAAAUUCCUACAAGUUAGUGGUACGCACAUCUUCUGCAUAAUCCCACAAGCUGAAUCAUAUGUUAUCUUUAUGACAACCAAACUCCCACAUAAGAUUGACCUACCAACAUUAUAAAAAUGUAGAUUUAUUUCAUAUUUGUAUAGUUAGUUUUGUUUAAAGCCAUCAAACCAUGAAUAGCCUGUAGAAAAUAGGAAAGAUGAAUUCUACCUCUCACCAAAACACCUUUAAACACAUUUGAAUAUUAUUAUAACUCUUAAAACUUAUCAUCUUUUGUGAGGUUUUUGACUUUCCCUCUCUGUUCUAAGGCAUUCUUGUAACAAUGGAGAAGGACAACAUCAACAAGAAGAGCCUCUCUGAACAACUCAAGCACAUGAAUUCCCCGGUCUUCUCUACCGCCAUUUUCGCCUUCAUAAUGCUGCUUGUUGUGGUGGGAACAAUGCUCUCAAACAUGUCUCUAGAGUCAACUUUCUUCUGGACUUCACCGACCUCUGAGGUAAUCACAAUGGAGAGAAAGCCAUUGGCUCCUCCCAAGAACAGUACAAGCAGAUACAGGAUGGCUUGGCUUCGAUCACAUCUCGAAGAAUUCGAGGUUUUCAAGUCAACUAACCUUUCAGAGCAGUUUCAUCAAAGGGUUCUUGAGUCAUUCAACGAUGAAUGUGAGGUUAGAUUCUUCAUGACAUGGUUUUCACCAGCAGAGUAUUUCGGGAAGAGAGAGCUUCUAGCUGUAGAGAGCGUCUUUAAAUCUCAUCCUCAAGGCUGCUUGAUGAUUGUUUCAGGAUCCAUGGACUCUCCACAAGGAGAUGCCAUCCUUAAACCGCUACGUGAUAUUGGCUACAACGUGUUUGCAGCCACGCCAGACGUUGCAACGCUGCUAGAGAACACACCAGCCAAAACUUGGUUUCAAGAAAUGAAAAGCUGCAAAAGAGAUCCAGGGAGGAUACCGUUAUCUCAGAACCUUUCAAACCUUGCAAGGCUAGCGAUUCUAUACAAGUACGGAGGUGUGUACCUGGACACAGACUUCAUCGUCACUAGAAGCUUUAUAGGGCUGAAAAACUCAAUAGGAGCGCAAACAGUGGUGGAAGGAGACUCAAAGAACUGGACAAGGCUGAACAAUGCGGUUCUGAUCUUUGAGAAAGAACACCCUCUUGUUUACAGUUUCAUGGAAGAGUUUGCUACAACUUUUGAUGGGAACAGAUGGGGAUACAAUGGUCCUUACUUGGUAAGCAGGGUAGCGAAGAGAGCACAAGAGACGAAUGGUAACAGUUUCACAGUAUUGCCACCAGUAGCAUUCUAUCCAUUCAAUUGGAUAGACAUUCAAAGACUGUUUCAGACGCCAAGGAACAGUACUGACUCAAAAUUACUCAAAGCAAAUCUGAUCAAGCUGAACCAGAAAAGCUAUGGGCUGCAUCUUUGGAACAAGAUCACCAAAAAUCUUAAGAUCGAAAAAGGCAGUGCUAUAGACAUCAUAGUUUCAGAUCAUUGUGUUGCUUGCAGAGGAAUUCAAAGAUGAAGAGAAUCAAAAUCUGUGUCUAGGAGUCUCAACUCUAAUCUUGACUGUCAAUUUUGGGUAAGAUUGUGUCCUAAACCCUAAAUGGUAAACACUUUUUCACUUCAUAGUCAAAUACAUGAUGUUUGAUAUCUUACACUCAACUGUCUUGUGACACACGUAUCAGAAUUCAGAAGCUCAAAACUCCAUACUGCACUCCUCUGUCUUGAUGCCCAUAUAUGUGUUG
This is a messenger RNA of Raphanus sativus (radish), 3508 nucleotides long. RefSeq lists its product as uncharacterized. The transcript has a single exon. Bases 2095 to 3285 code for a protein of 396 amino acids. The record is from RefSeq and is a predicted model, not a curated record. Lineage: Eukaryota; Viridiplantae; Streptophyta; Magnoliopsida; Brassicales; Brassicaceae.